Molecule: messenger RNA, 1734 nt
Organism: Rhododendron vialii
Lineage: Eukaryota; Viridiplantae; Streptophyta; Magnoliopsida; Ericales; Ericaceae
Product: protein FAR1-RELATED SEQUENCE 5-like
Exons: 3
Coding region: 1-1734 (577 amino acids)
Biological process (GO): regulation of DNA-templated transcription
Molecular function (GO): zinc ion binding
Source: RefSeq, a predicted model, not a curated record
AUGAAUCUUGCACUCUUGUACAAAUCUUAUAUGUUUGAAGCAGAAAUGGAACAUGAAGAAAUUUCUAGCGUCAAUCAAACCCCCAUGUUUCGACCACCACCUCAUAGAAUACUGUCUUUGGAUGAUAUAUCACUAGUCUCACCAUCACCAUCCUCACCGUCACCAUCUCUACCGUGUGUGGAGUCUGGUAAUUCUUCCCAACGACUUUUAACUCCUCAAGUGAAAGCCGAAUUGAUACCAAAAAUUGGACAACAAUUUGAUAACUUAGACAAGGUUUUCAAGUUUUACAACAAUUACACUAAGGAAGCUGGUUUUAGUCUGCGAAUCUAUUCUAGCAAGAUGAAUAAGAACAAGGAAAUCAUUAGGAAGGAGUAUGUUUGUUUCAAAGAAGGGGUGAGGAAAAAUUCUAAAGCCAAUAAACGGCGUCAGGGUUUAACUAGAGAGGGUUGUCGUGCAAAACUGUCAGUCAUGAAAAACCAGUUAGGUGAAUGGUUUGUUGUGAAACAAUUUGUUGAGGUGCAUAACUAUGAACUUACGACGCCAAAGAAGGUGCAUUUGUUGAAAUCUCACCGUCGAGUGUCGGAUGCUCAAAAAUCAUUAUUACAACAACUUUCAGCUACAAAUGUGCCACCCUGUCAACAAAUGAGUUUUUUUGAGGUGCAAGUUGGGGGUCUUGAAAAUGUUGGAUUUACACGACGAGAUCUUCACAACUAUGAGAGGGAUAAGAAGGCAUUUGUUGGUGGACAUGACGCCAAUAUGUUGUACGAGCAUUUUGAGAGGAAAAAAGAAAAGAAUCCCGAUUUUACGUUUACAUUCGAGAGAGAUGAUCAAGAUAGAAUGACUCAUUGUUUUUGGGCCGAUGCAACCUCUAGGAAGUCAUACCAAUAUUUUGGGGACGUGGUGGUGUUCGAUACAACAUACAACACAAACAAAUAUUGUUUGAUAUUUGCACCUCUAUUAGGGGUUAAUCACCACGGACAAACAACGCUUUUUGGGUGUGCAUUCUUAAGCGAUGAAUUAAGUGAUUCCUUUGAGUGGCUUUUCAAGGAAUUCUUGAAAGCGAUGGUUGGACCCCCGCCCAAAAUCAUCAUUACUGAUCAAGAUCCAGCAAUGACCAAAGCAAUUGCUUGUGUUCUUCCAACUACGUUUCAUAGAUAUUGCAUUUGGCACAUUGGCAAGUACGAAAUUCAUGAGAGAUGGGUGCCAGCAUUUACGAAACAUAUUUUCUCUGCUCACAUGACAAGUAGUGAAAGAGCUGAAAUUUCUCAUUCAUUCUUCAAGAGGUAUGUGUCUUUGGAUAAUUCAAUGUUGGAUUUUGUGACACGGUUCAAUAAUGCACUUUCACGUCUACGACAUAAUGAAUUGGAUUUGGAUCACAAGGAUGUAAAUGAGAAGCCAAUCUUGAGAACCUCGUGGUUGAUGGAAAAGAGAAUGAUUGAAAUAUACACACUAGAUAUAUUUAAGAAAUUUCAGGAGGAAAUAUUUCAAAUUGGUGCCUAUGUGCUUACGCUUACACAUGAGGAUGAACAUCGAUGUGUGUGGGAAGUUCAAAGGGAAGAAAUGGAAGCUGCGAGAGGUCGUAAGGUUUCGGUAGACAAGUUAUCGAACCAUGUGACUUGUAGUUGUAAGAUGUUUGAAUUCGACGGAAUUCCAUGUCGACACAUGUUGGCGUGCUUGUUUAGAAUGCAGAUUAGGGAACUCCCUACGAAGUACAUUUUUGUAGAGUUGGACUAA